CUAACACUGUAUUGCACUGGAUAUAUAAGUACAGGAAUCCAGGCAGGCAGAGACCGGAGAAGGAGGAGGGGACGACCAUCGUGUGGGUGAUGGCGUUCAUGCGGUACCACCGGGCGCUGCCGCAGGGGGAGACGACGGUGGAGGAGUUCAGGGCGUGGCUGAGCCAGUUCGACGUGAGCGGCGGCGGGCGGAUCGGGCGGGAGGAGCUGGAGCGCGCGCUGCGCAGCCUCAACCUGUGGUUCGCGUGGUGGAAGGCGCGGGAGGCGAUGCGCGAGGCGGACGCCAACCGCAACGGCGUGGUGGACCGGGACGAGAUGCCCAGGCUCUACGCCUUCGCGCAGAGGCACCUCCACCUCAAGAUGAACGAGCUCGAGGACGUUGCUUCCUACUAGCUAGCAAAAGAAAAUGGAGAAGAAAAAAAAGGGCUAUGUGAAUGUGUGAUACUGUGAUCUAUAAGUUGUGAACUAGAGUGGAUCUUGCUUAGUGUUCUGAGAGAGUUUUUCGGUUGUUUUUGUGCCGCGUUUCUGAAAAAAAACGCAUGUUUUUCUGUACAUAUAUUAGCCUUACAUGCAGGAUAUGUAUGGUGCCAAUAUGGGGUUUCUCGAAGAAACGGUGCAAAUGUGUGAAUAAUAAUACUCGAAGACUUUGUCCUACUCCAUCCAUUUCAGAUAUAAGUAGUUUUAAGAUUCAAAUUUUCUAUCCGAA
Oryza brachyantha (malo sina) is the source of this 705-nucleotide messenger RNA. RefSeq lists its product as uncharacterized. The record is from RefSeq and is a predicted model, not a curated record. Gene Ontology annotation, molecular function: calcium ion binding. The transcript has a single exon. NCBI's taxonomy places the organism in Eukaryota, Viridiplantae, Streptophyta, Magnoliopsida, Poales, Poaceae. Bases 90 to 392 code for a protein of 100 amino acids.